Messenger RNA from Mya arenaria, 1567 nucleotides. RefSeq names its product leucine-rich repeats and immunoglobulin-like domains protein 2. Gene Ontology annotation, molecular function: protein binding. The transcript has a single exon. The record is from RefSeq and is a predicted model, not a curated record. Gene Ontology annotation, cellular component: extracellular matrix. Lineage: Eukaryota; Metazoa; Mollusca; Bivalvia; Myida; Myidae. The coding region runs from base 1 to 1434 and encodes 477 amino acids.
AUGUCAGUUGCGUUCAUCAUGAUCCUGACGCUUUUCACGGCGGUAAUAUCCAAAGGCCUCCGUCCAACACCUCUUACGGACGGCUCAGUUUGUGAGUGUGUCGGAGAAGUAAUCAACUGUAGGGAUCGAGACUUUUCUUUCGUCGAACCAUUUGAGUUUCAUAGCAACCAAGCAGAAUUUACUACUCUUGACCUGAGUAAUAAUCGCCUUUCAGAUUUGGGACGAAGCGUGUUUUCUCCUCUAGAAGUAUCCACCUUGAACCUCAGCAGUAACAACAUUUCCCACGUUCAGGCGGACGUUUUUAACGGCUUACAGCGCUACCUCAGAAGAAUAGAUAUCUCUCACAAUCGGCUCCACACACUUCCUGACAUGAGCCAGUGUCUGUAUGUGCAGUUUGUAGAUGUUCAUGACAACCCUAUUGAUGGAUCUCUGACUGCGGGUGUACAAGCAAGCAGCAAUGAAGAGGGAUUUCUGGACCAUGUCAUGCGAGCGCUUGGUCGAACCAUCGAGGAACUUACGUUUGGUCAUGAGACCAUGUUACAACACUGGCCGAAAACGCUUGAUCAUUUGCAACGGUUAAAGAAAUUGAGUAUCAUCGGUCUUAACAUAGAUAUGCUGUUUACUGGAUCUUUUCAUGGAUAUGAAUAUACUCUAAAGUCGCUAAGGAUUACAAAUGCAAAACUUCAACAAAUACCUGUAGAUAUCGGCCACUUCCACUUACUUGAGGAAUUGAGCUUCAGUACCAUAGUGCCAAAAUACGAUUUGGGUAUCCAUAUUCUACUGGAUCAGCCGUUCCAAACAUUAAACGAAACACUAAAGGUAUUGUCAUUAGAAAACAAUAGUUUCACAGAGAUUCCAUCCCAAAUCAGAUUCCUGACAUCUCUGCAAACUCUUAGCUUAAACGGAAACCCUAUUGAAAGUAUAGCAGACGAAUCUAUUAGUUUUCUCCGGCGCACCAACCUCUCAGAUCUAAGUUUAGCCAACUGCCACCUAAAACGGAUACCAAACCAGCUCGGACAUAUAGCCACCCUUUGCAAACUCGAUUUUUCGUUCAAUAAAAUCAGUGUUAUUGAAUCAGGGGAUUUGUCAAAUGCUGGACAGCUUCAUACAUUGUCUCUUAAAGGAAACCCGUUACAGUUUAUAGGACGCGCAGAGUUCUUUGGUUUGAAUUCGCUGACAACGGUGGACCUUUCCGAUACUCUAUUGUCUGAAUUUCCAAGAGCUGUUCAAAAUCUGCCAAAUGUAAAGUUGAUCAAUCUCGCAGGAACGAGGAUUGAGUGUAUAUGUAAUAUGAGAUGGGUAUUUACUUGGAUAGAAAUGUUUCAAAAGACCACAUUAGAAAUAGUGGGUAACUGUGAGUCUAUUGACCAAUCUUUACAAGAUUAUAUCAAAAUAAGGCUUAAAACGUGCCCUGGUCCUGGUAUUCUUGGAUGAAAAAUUGGGCUCUCUCGUAGAAACAUUGAAGAAAAUAGUUAUAUACAGGAUAAAAAUGCCUUUAUUGUUAUGAAUUCUCACAUGAAGUGCUUGGAAAUGCGAUGCCAUAUAACGCCAGCAUUAUUUCAAACGC